Manduca sexta (tobacco hornworm) is the source of this 4298-nucleotide messenger RNA. RefSeq names its product octopamine receptor beta-2R. Gene Ontology annotation, biological process: adenylate cyclase-activating adrenergic receptor signaling pathway. Gene Ontology annotation, molecular function: octopamine receptor activity. The record is from RefSeq and is a predicted model, not a curated record. The transcript has 6 exons. Gene Ontology annotation, cellular component: membrane. The coding region runs from base 331 to 1509 and encodes 392 amino acids. Lineage: Eukaryota; Metazoa; Arthropoda; Insecta; Lepidoptera; Sphingidae.
GAUAUACCUAAGUCUGAUUUGAUGUUGGAUUGACUACAUUGGAUUAAAUCACCGCAGCAUAAUCCAUAGUAAGAUGUAGAACCAAACACCGUCAUGAAAACUCAAACAUUAAAAGAUGAACAUCAAAGUGAUUGAAAACUUGAAAGGGGUUGUGAAGAAGAAAAUGUUACGUCAAGUUUACAUCCGAAACUUAAGUAUUUCAAGUUGUGUGUAAAGUAGGUGUUGUAAUAAUGAUUCUUGAAGAGGAACCAAAGAGGUUCACUGGGAGCGAGGACGGAGGGAUCUGUUCUGAGUUUAAAAUAAAACGGAUGAGAUAAAAGGCCGCCCCAUAUGGAUCGAGAAAACGCAACCGAGCAGGCAGUCAGCGCGGCUGUUAAUUCCACGGUGAAUGGCACGGCAACCGACGAUGAGGUGUCGUUGGGCGUGUUCUUCAAGCUACGCAUGUCGGUGCUGCUGCUCAUCGUCAUCAUGGCGGUGCUCGGCAACAUGCUCGUCAUUGUCAGUGUUAUGAGACACAGAAAACUCCGCGUCAUAACAAACUACUUCGUCGUGUCUCUUGCGUUUGCUGACAUCCUGGUCGCUAUGGUGGUGAUGCCGUUCAACUUCAGCGUCCAGUUCUACAGCAGGUGGGUCUUCGGACCGACCAUCUGCGAUCUGUGGAACUCCUCGGACGUUUAUUUCACGUCUACUUCUAUAUUGCACUUGUGCUGUAUAUCGGUGGACAGGUACUACGCUAUCGUCAAACCAUUGAAGUAUCCCACUAAGAUGACAAAAAAGAUGGCGUUUAUAAUGUUAGCAGCAACGUGGCUUAGCCCAAUUACGAUAUCCUACGUCCCAAUAUUCAUGGGUUGGUACACGACCAGUGACUACCUCCGAGUGCAGCACAGCAAUCAGUGCGAAUUCAAAGUGAACAAACCUUAUGCUGUGAUAUCAAGCUCCAUUUCAUUCUGGAUCCCAUGUACGAUAAUGAUCUUUACAUACUUAGCUAUAUUCAAAGAAGCGAAUAGACAGGAGAAAGCCCUCCACGCUAGAGCUGGGAACGCGAUGCUAAUGCAUCGACAUUCUAGAGAAGUUGGCGACAAAAAUGGCGCUCUACACAUCAACGCCACAACUCCAACCAAAGAUAGAAAUAUAUUAAAAAUGAAGAGGGAGCACAAAGCUGCCAGAACCCUCGGCAUCAUCAUGGGAGCCUUCAUACUUUGCUGGCUGCCAUUUUUUCUCUUUUACGUGUCGACGUCAUUGUGUGACACUUGUAAGUGUCCGGAUGUAGUGACUGUCAUCAUGUUCUGGACUGGUUAUUUCAAUUCAGCAUUGAAUCCGAUUAUCUACGCGUAUUUUAAUAGAGAUUUUCGUAAUGCCUUCAAGAACACGUUGGCGUGUGCUUUCUGCAGUUUUUGCAGACGCAGUGCUUCAGAUUUGGAUGCGAUGGAAAGACUUGAUAGAAGAGGCUCUGCGCAAUUGCGAGUCCCAGUGCCCUCUCGGAGAACUUCGGACCUCGCGUCCCUUUGAAUAUCGCCAAACCGUAUGGUGACAGCCGUGUGAGAGGCCUAGUCUCAACGAAGUAGAUCGGUGUAUGUACUUACGAGUAUUCCAAGUUUGUGACUGAUAACUCUUGUAGUGUAAAUAUGAAGUUAUACGUAAUAUUUUAGGAUAUUGUAUACCGUUUUAGAUAUUGAAAUUCGUUACACUUAAAUGAAGUUUAGGGAUUUUAAUCGUAUUGCAAAAAAUACGUUUUAAAACACGGUAGAUACAAAUAGUGUGUUGAUUGUAAGUCAUGGGGAUUUUUAAAAAUGUAAUCAAUAAGUCAGAAUGUGGAUCUUUAGCUAUAAUUAACUAUAUACAUAUAUUUAGCAUUACAAAACCUUUAGACUAUUGUUAUUAUGUAAAGAAAAAAUAGUCAAGGGAUUAUUAGAAAUAUUUUUUGCAGCGAUAGAAAUCAUAAAAUUCAUUUAUUUAGUGUUGAUUAGUUCAUAAUAAUUUGUUAGCACAACGGUUUGUUUUCCUCUAUUCUGGUCAAAUUACGUAAUUUUAUAAGUUAAUAAUUUAUGGUAUGUUUUAUUUGAUCCAUAGUUUGAUCAAAGACACGAUUUUGUCCUAUUGUAAUGAAAUGCGUUAAACAUUUAUUUCAAGUUUGUACCAACCUAAAAAUAUAUAUGUUAAUUAUGUAUAUAACUAGAUCCUAUAAGUAUACAUAACAAGAUCGUCUUAUUUCUAAAAUAUAAUGUAAAAUGUAAUUCCUAUUUCUUCGAAAACUUUGACUCCUUUUAUAAAUUUUCAUAGAAUCAUUCCAUAGUGAUGUGUAUAGAGUCAAACAUUUAAUCAAAUUAAUAGACGUAAUUUCGUAAAAAUAGUAUUAUUUGUGUAUUGGCCUAAUUGUAUUAAACAGAUUGAGGCCAAAGUUAUUGUAAAUAAUUGAGUAAUUUGAUAAUUAUUGUAAGUAUAUUUAUUUAUAUUAAGAUUGAGUUGAAUUAUAUAUUGUUUUAUAUUCUAGCAUAAUAAUGUAAGUGCAAUAUUAAAGUAUUGUAAUUUGUAUUAGCAUUAAACAAUAAGUUAUUAGAGAUUGGGGUUUAUUUUGAUUUAAAUAUAAAAUAUUAUUUAUUUAAAUUACAGUUUAAAUAAAUUGUAAAUAAUUAUUUAUUCUAAUGUAAUGUAAAUAGGGAAUAAAUUAUUUUAAUUUAUUUAACGUUUUAUUGCAUGAUUUUGUAAAUAAAUAAAUUAAAUAUAGCGAUAGGUAAGUAGUCUAGAAUAGCGAUAACUUAUUUAUAUGACGUAUUUUUAAAUUUGUUUAGGAAGAUACGAUAAUAUGGGGACAAAUAACGCUUCAAUAGAGAAAAAAAACGAUUUUUAAAAUAAUUGAUGUGCUACUAUUAACUUUAUAACAAAAACCCAUUAGAUUGGUGUCAGUGUCGUGUUACGUGAAGUAAAUGUUAGUAUGUUAAUGGAAUCUAACAUCACUAACCUUGUGAUUGUCUUUCUGCUUCCCUUCGCACUUUACGAGAAUUGAAUUUUGUUUGAAUUAUGUUAGAUUUUCUGCCGUCACGUUUAUAGAAAACGAAUUUGGUAAUCUUUUCUUUUAUCUGUAUUUACCAAAAGAACAUUUUAGGCAAGUUGUAAUAAUUAACAGUGACUCCCACACUAGGCUAAGUCUGUCCUAUGCGAGUCAUGAGUAAACAUUAACAUGGUAUUUUAUUUAAUUAUUAACGGUUUACGGUAAAUAUUUUUAUGUUUAUGAUAUAAAUAAAUCGCGAGACAUGCUUGAAAGUAGAUUAGCAGGAAAUUAAAUUCUAAUCUAAUAGAGCCUUUAUUUAUAAAAUAAAUAUUUUUUUUAAAUCUCUCGCUAUUCCUAAAUAUUAAUUGCGCAUCGACACCACGCUUAUGAAGAGUUAUAUUGUGAAUCAAUACAUCUGCUGAAUUCAAUUCAGAAAACAAAUUGCCACCAAAUUUUGAUGAUUUCAAACAUGUUUCCUAAAAUUGGGAAAGCGUACGCCAGUUAUGUUCAGAAAAGUUAGUCAAAAUAACGAAUGCAGCUUGAAUGAUAUUCCGAAAUUGGGCAGCGAUGUGUGACGGCUUAUUCCUUAAUGGCUGGUCUGGAUGGCUGACCCGAAUACCUGCAAUCAGAACUAAUGGGCAUUUCACUUGCGAGAAUCCAAAGACAACGUUAAUUUCUUAGUAUUCGAAGUGGGUUAUCUGUGCAGUUGUCUAACGUAAGCUUUGGCGUGUGUACGGACUCCGAUGUUAGCAUGAUACAUUAAAAAUAGGUUAUUAAGAACUGUAGUGUAGAGCUCUGUUCACUACCACAUGUGGUUAAGGACUUUCAUUUAGAGCUCUGGGUCAUUCUGGGUCGUCUGGCACGCAUCGCAUGUAUUGCGUUUAUGACAAAUAAAAUUUAUAUACAUAAUACCAAUUCCUAGCUAAUUUAACGAAGAUAACAUGGCCGUGUUGACUUUACACUAACUUAGGGAACAGGCUGUUCGUAAGCUCGGUAUUCGAUGUGAUCGAUUUCAUCUAUUGGCAUCAUAAUUGUAGAGAUAUUUUAAAGGAAAUCCCGCAUCUUUAAUUACAUGUAGAAAAUAAAUUUCUGAUAUUUUUUUCCGAUGUUUAGGGUAACAUACGCCACAGCAAUGAUGUGCGGGACAGAUACCGCAAACAUAAUCAGAAAGUUUGUUUAUUUGCAGCUUGGUUGGGCAAACAGCUGGCCCAAUUAACAUGAUGUUUAGGAUAUUAUCCUUUACUGUCAUGUGUUAAGGUUGUUUAUGCGUUAUAUUGAAAGGGUUUCUGAUCGCUGUAACUGGCAAAAA